Myotis daubentonii (Daubenton's bat) is the source of this 5338-nucleotide messenger RNA. It is a transcript of the gene PRKCH, whose product is annotated as protein kinase C eta. NCBI's taxonomy places the organism in Eukaryota, Metazoa, Chordata, Mammalia, Chiroptera, Vespertilionidae. The record is from RefSeq and is a predicted model, not a curated record. Gene Ontology annotation, molecular function: diacylglycerol-dependent serine/threonine kinase activity; ATP binding. Gene Ontology annotation, biological process: protein phosphorylation.
CCCGAGCCUGUCUCCCGCGCCUCAGGUGUUGGCUCGCUAGGCUGAGAGCUCUUCCCUUUUCGGCCUGCACCUGGGUGGCCUCCAGCCGGCUCGCACCAGCGGACUCCGCGCGGCAGGCAGGGAGCGCGCAGGCGGGGCGCGCGGGCGGACGGGCGCGGGGCUCCCGGCGGUGCGUGCCGGGCCUCGGGUCGGCGGCUGGGCAGGCGGGGCGCGCGCCACGCCCCCGGAGUUCGAAAGGCGCGGGAGCCGGCGGGUUUCGGUGAACUUGGAGCCCGGCGCCGAGAGGCUCCAGCCGGGGAUGCGGCGGCAGCUGCUUCCUGGUUUGCAGCUCGCCGAGUGGGGGAGAGCGUGAGCCCGCGGAGGCGGGGGCAGGAGCAGGAGCAGGAGCGAGAGGAGGCGGGGGCAAGAGACGCUGGGGCUGGAGCUCACCGGACGGGUCGCUCUGGCUCUCCGGGGAGAGGAGCCUCCCGGCUCCGGAGAAGGGGCGAGUCCCGUGCGAGACCCCGGGAAGCGCCGCGCGCUCGAGGCGGACGGUCGGGCUCCCCCGGCCCGCGGCCAGCUCAGCGCCGGGCUCCCCUCCUUUCCACCUCGCGAGGGAGAGAGGCCGGGAGGGAGGGGAGGGGAGGGUCCCGCGGGAAAGACAGAAUGGCCCGGCGAGGGGGACUCGGGCGCUGCGUUCCCCAGGAGCUGCCGCCACUCCUACCGCUGCCGCGAGGACUGGCCUGAGCAGGGGCUCCAGGCUCCCCCGCCGCGAGCCAGGGCGGCCCCCCGGGGCCGGGGCAGCGGCGCCGGCAUGUCGUCCGACACCAUGAAGUUCAAUGGCUACUUGAGGGUCCGCAUCGGCGAGGCCGUGGGGCUGCAGCCCACCCGCUGGUCCCUGCGCCACUCGCUCUUCAAGAAGGGCUACCAGCUGCUGGAUCCCUACCUGACCGUGAGCGUGGACCAGGUGCGCGUGGGCCAGACCAGCACCAAGCAGAAGACCAACAAGCCCACGUACAACGAGGAGUUCUGCGCCAAUGUCACCGACGGCGGCCACCUGGAGCUGGCCGUCUUCCACGAGACGCCCCUGGGCUACGACCACUUCGUGGCCAACUGCACCCUGCAGUUCCACGAGCUGCUGCGCACCGCCGGCGCCUCGGACACCUUCGAGGGCUGGGUGGAUCUGGAGCCAGAAGGAAAGGUGUUUGUAGUAAUAACCCUAACAGGGAGUUUCACUGAAGCCACUCUUCAGAGAGACCGAAUCUUCAAACAUUUUACCAGGAAGCGCCAAAGGGCUAUGCGAAGGCGAGUCCACCAGAUCAACGGACACAAGUUCAUGGCCACGUACCUGCGGCAGCCCACCUACUGCUCUCACUGCAGGGAGUUUAUCUGGGGAGUAUUUGGGAAACAGGGUUAUCAAUGCCAAGUGUGCACCUGUGUCGUCCAUAAGCGCUGCCAUCAUCUAAUUGUUACAGCCUGCACUUGCCAAAACAAUAUGAACAAAGUAGAUGCAAAGAUCGCUGAACAGAGGUUCGGAAUCAACAUCCCGCACAAGUUCAGCAUCCACAACUACAAAGUGCCAACAUUCUGCGAUCACUGUGGCUCCCUGCUCUGGGGGAUAAUGCGACAAGGACUUCAGUGUAAAAUCUGUAAAAUGAACGUGCACAUCCGGUGUCAGGCGAACGUGGCCCCGAACUGCGGGGUGAACGCGGUGGAGCUGGCCAAGACGCUGGCAGGGAUGGGCCUCCAACCCGGAAAUAUUUCUCCAACCUCGAAGCUCGUUUCCAGAUCAACUCUAAGACGACAGGGAAAGGAGAGCACCAAAGAAGGAAAUGGGGUUGGGGGUAAUUCUUCCAACCGGUUUGGUAUCGACAACUUUGAGUUCAUCCGAGUGUUGGGGAAGGGGAGCUUUGGGAAGGUGAUGCUUGCAAGAAUAAAAGAGACAGGAGACCUGUGUGCCGUGAAGGUGCUGAAGAAGGACGUGAUCCUGCAGGAUGACGACGUGGAGUGCACAAUGACGGAGAAAAGGGUCCUGGCCCUGGCCCGCAAUCACCCCUUCCUCACUCAGUUGUUCUGCUGCUUUCAGACCCCUGAUCGGCUGUUCUUUGUGAUGGAAUUUGUGAAUGGGGGCGACUUGAUGUUCCACAUCCAGAAGUCUCGUCGUUUUGAUGAAGCACGAGCUCGUUUCUAUGCUGCAGAAAUCAUUUCGGCGCUCAUGUUCCUACACGAGAAAGGCAUCAUCUACAGGGAUCUGAAACUGGACAAUGUGCUGUUGGACCAUGAGGGUCACUGUAAACUGGCAGACUUUGGAAUGUGCAAGGAGGGGAUCUGUAACGGCGUCACCACGGCAACCUUCUGCGGCACGCCCGACUAUAUUGCUCCAGAGAUCCUGCAGGAGAUGCUGUACGGGCCUGCCGUGGACUGGUGGGCGAUGGGCGUGCUGCUCUAUGAAAUGCUCUGUGGCCAUGCGCCCUUCGAGGCCGAGAACGAAGACGACCUCUUCGAGGCCAUACUGAACGACGAAGUGGUCUACCCUACAUGGCUCCAUGAAGAUGCCACGGGGAUCCUGAAAUCUUUCAUGACCAAGAACCCCACUAUGCGCUUGGGCAGCCUGACUCAGGGUGGCGAGCAUGCCAUCUUGAGACAUCCUUUCUUUAAGGAAAUAGACUGGGCCCAGCUGAACCAUCGCCAACUGGAACCACCUUUCAGACCCAGAAUCCUCCUGGUAGCAGAGAUGGGUGCAUAACUGAAAUGGAGGUGGUGCACAGACAUGGAGAGGGAAGCGAGAGCCAGCACCUGGGCUAGCCCACAGCAGCUGAUAAUGUUGAUGCCAGAGCCUGUAGCCUCCUGACCACUCAUUCCAAUAAGAGGCAUCCCAGAAUAGCCAGAACUGUCUUCCUGAAAGAUGCCCAGGGCGUGGAAGAAAAUGGACUCUUUCUGUGACACUGUAUCACUCACAUGUCCCAGCCUGUACUAUUUCUAUUACAUUUAUGCUGAUAUGUCCUGUCUUUCCUAUUAGAUUGUAAGCUUCUUGAGGGCAAAGACUAUGCCUUGCAGGUCUAUAGGUCACACAGAGUACAUUGCACUCAAAUACAUGCUGUGUGGAUACAUGGUCAGGAUGCAGAACCCCAAACAACCACAAAACCAGUUCUUCUAGAGUGGUCUACCUGUACAUACAAACAAUUGUACCCUGUCUGCCCAAGUGGAUUGUAUAUGUAUUCAUGUUUGAGGCUUCAGAGUAUCUGGCCCAUUGAUGGCUCUCAACAAAUACUUAACUAGAUUUCUCAGAACAGCCCUCCCCAAGAGGCAGAAAAUUAACUGGGACUGGAAAUUUAAUCCUCUCAAACCCACAUGAAAUUCCAGGCAAUAUCACCCCUUCCUGGAGUUCCUCAAAGGGUAGCCAGAAGCACAUGAGGAGCUCUCUCCGGGGACAGUGAGCUAACCUCCCCUAUUUGCCUUGGUUUGCCCCAGUACUCAGUUAAUUGGUGGAGAUGUAUGGGUUUAUGUAUAACGUGCUUGAUUAUUUUUUUAUUAGUUAUUUAUUACAGCCACCAUCUGAAACUGGCUAGUGUAAUCAUCCCUAGCUCUUGACCAUGACAACUUAGGUGAUGCAGGAGGGUUUGUGUCAACAAGCCAGAGAGCUGGCCUCCAGCUCUCUAACUGGACAGUUUAUAUAAUUUAGGUCUGCAACACGGCACUGUCCAGUCUAGGCAGACAGAGCCCAUCCCACUGUCCCAAUGUGCUCUACUCCAUUCAUUCGUCCUGCUGCCCCCUGCCUGCUUCUUUGAAGGCACGUGAGCAGGGCCCAGGCAUACAGCUCCGUGGGACUGAGCUUGUCCCUAUCUUCCUUGCUGGUGAUUUCUGGCUAUCUGAUGGUCAGGAGCCAGACUCUGGGUUCAUUCUUCCCACUGGCCACACAGAAGAGCAGCCACCAGAGGAAUUCCAGGUUAGCCUUCCUCUAAGGAUCAGUGGUUCUAACUGCUCGGCAGAAUUACCUGGAGGGGAGUUUUAAUAAUACAGCUCCCUGGAAUUCAUACCACAGAGAUUUCCAAUUUAGUCAAUCCAAGUGAUAUUCAGUCAGCUGUGUUUUUUAAAACUGUACAGAUGAUUCUGAUACAGGGGCAAGUUGGGGAACCACUGGGUGAAUUCCAAGCUCUUUGAGAUCAGGAAGCACGAAUCUCCCCUUCUAUAUCCCCCAAUUAUUAGCACAACACCUGACACAUAGCAGCCCUUUAAUAAAUAUUUAUUGAGUCAAUGGGUAAGUAAAUGACUGAAAACAGGAUGGUGGAUUGGAAGUAUAGUCAGCCUAGCACCUUACCUAAAGGCUAGCGAGGGCUGGUGGGAUAUGGAAGGUCAAACCAGUCACAGUGGGGCUGGGGAUAAGAAUAAAGCAGAAGGCUGGGGGUCAGGAUGAGCCAAAGGAACUGGGCAAUUUGAGCGCCAAGCGGGAGAACAUGAUGCCUGCCCUUGAAAAUGCUGCUGCCCCUGUGUUGGGGCUUAAGGAGUUCUGCUUCUAGUCCCACCUAAGAAAGCAACUGUAAUGGGUCACUUCCCUGUUUGGAGAAAAAAAGAGAAAGGAAAAAAAAAAAAAAAAAAAGCCUGCAUUGUCAGGAUAAAGUCUGCACUCCAUUCUCAGGCUCACAGGCCCCUUCUUGGCUUCUCCUUAGCUCAUCACAUGCUACUUGCUCCCAUCUCUUUACAUGCGCGGCAACCCUGCCUUCCUGCAGGUCUUACUGAGUGCUCUCUCUGCCCGCAAACUCCUAUGCAACCGUCAAACCACAGCUUUAGAACAUCACCUUCUCAUCCCCCAGGAGGCCACCAGCUCACUGAGGGUGGGUCAGUCUGCUGUGUCCAAAGCCUAGCCAACAGGUGUGUGAUGAUCAGAAGUUGGAACGGGAAACCUACAGCAGACACUCAGGGUUGGUGUUUGCUUGUGUUCCUGUAAGCUGUAUUCUGCAGACAGAAACAAAUUUACGGAUUUGGAUCUAGAGAGGAACUGGGGUGCGGGGGGUGGGUGGGGUGUUGAGAAGAAGAAAAGCAAGUGAAGGAGUGAAGGUGGGAGACGCCUAAAAAAGACCAGGGAGAAGGCAGACUUUUCUGUUUUCUGCCCAAUCUGUCUCUGGGGUCAAAGGCUAUAGGAGAUCAUCUCCUGUGAUCAUGCUUGACCAAGGUAGGCUGCCAAGCUGCCCUUACACUUUGAAAAACGUGGUGGCGCCCCAGCUGGUUUGGCUCAGUGGAUAGAGCAUAGGCCUCCAGACGAAAGGGUCCUGGGUUCGAGUCAGGUCAGGGCACUUGCCCAGGUUGUGGGCUUGAUCCCCAGUAGGGAGUGUGGAGAAGGCAGCCCAUCAGUGUUUCUCUU